Molecule: messenger RNA, 1005 nt
Organism: Cooperia oncophora
Lineage: Eukaryota; Metazoa; Nematoda; Chromadorea; Rhabditida; Trichostrongylidae
Source: the annotation of a GenBank genome assembly
AUGGUUUCCGCUAAGGGUCACUCUAUGGGCGAUUUAAAUCUACAGGUUGACUGGAAAAACCUACAAAGUGGUCUUGAACAAACCACGGUCACUCCAACCGCACCGCAUGGCAGCCAACAACCCGUUGGACUUGGUAUUGUCCACUUCGCGCAGCAUGCCAAAACCGUGUCACUUCUUCCUCCUCUUGCAAAUUCCGACCAUGCCUCCGUUCGCUUCGAGUUACUGGAGGGGUUCAGUGAUGCUGCACUCCUCCCUACUCCUGAUUUUCUAAAAGUGAACUAUGACCGCCUAAAUGAGUAUCUUUCGAAUGUUGAUUGGCUUGGUCUAUUCAACAACUACGUUUCCAUGGACGACAUUUACUGGAGAUUCUGCAAAACCAUCUACAAGGCGUUGGCCUUAUUCGUUCCACUGAAAGUUUCCUCAGCGUCGCAACAUCAAGUACCAGUUGCCACAUACAGGAAUAUUGCUGCCUUGUCAGAAAGAACGCUUAUAUUUCGGAUCCUAUAUUUCCUUGAAUUGCCUUCUAUACAGGAAAAAGUUACGUAUCCAAAUCUUGACAACCCAUCUCUCGGUAACCAAGCUUCCUUAAAGCGUUUGCAUCAGUACGUUCGCUGCAAGUUCAAAUCCAAGACACCCCUUCCCACACUGAAGGACCUAUGUGGUUCCACACUUUUCAGCGAACCUUCGAAAGGCUCAAGCACUUGGUGUUACCUACAGGAGAGGAGUAUGACAGUUCGGGUAGGGACCAGUUUUUCGAGCAGGUAUCCCUGCACCAGUGGGGUUCCUCAAGGUGGAGUGUUAUCCCCUUUACUAUUUCUGAUAUAUACCGUGGAGUUGCCUCAACUUCUGAAAACAUGUCCCGACAUCCGAGUACAGAUUUACGCGGAUGACAUCAAGGUAUAUUGCGCAUAUGAAACUGAAGGUAGGGAUGUCAUGUACCACGCGCUUAAGCUGUCAGUUGAACGAAUGUGUGAGUGGUCAACAUCCUGGGGUAUAUCCUACUGA